AUGCAGUCGUACUGCUCCUCCCCUCCGCAGUCUUCUGUGCGGCACCAGACAGCCAUCGAUGCGGCCAGGCGAGCAGGCGUGAAACGGUUCUUCCCUUCUGAGUUCGGCGUGAGGACAAACCACCCUGCGUUUCACGAUAAUGUGGUCUUGUGUAAUAAGAAGUGGUCCCACAUCAAACACCUGGAAAAGACAAAGGAUGUCAUGAGCUGGACAGCUGUCUUUUGCAACCCCUGGAUCGACCACAGGGGAUGA
This is a messenger RNA of Diaporthe citri, 252 nucleotides long. RefSeq lists its product as uncharacterized. The transcript is spliced from 2 exons. Lineage: Eukaryota; Fungi; Ascomycota; Sordariomycetes; Diaporthales; Diaporthaceae. The record is from RefSeq and is a predicted model, not a curated record. Bases 1 to 252 code for a protein of 83 amino acids.